GGCAACAUAGCGAUUUUGUCUUACAUCUUCAGCGGAGAGAUCAUCGAACGCUGAAGGGAGACUUGGGGAGGCAAAUGACGGACGCUUGUAUCCGAACCGUUGUCGAAGCCAUCCACUCGAGCCCAUUUCAGGCUGUCAUCUAUCUCUCCGGUGGAGCUUCUAUGGUAUUAGGUUCGUUGCUUUCAGUUCCUGGUGCUUCAAAUACAGUGCUUGAAGCUGUGAUUCCUUACUCCAGGAUGUCCACGAUCCAGUUGCUUGGCAAGAUUCCACCUCAGUUUUGUAGUCAACAGAUUGCUGAAGAAAUGGCUUUGUUGGCUUACAAUCGUGCUCUUAAGCUCUCCAGACCAGGAUCCCCUGUUCUUGGUGUCGGUUUCACUGGUUCUUUGGCUACUACGCGUCCAAAACUUGGGGAGCACAGAUUUUAUAUGUCAACAAGAACAUCUAACCGUUUAUGGAUGUCAACAGUGACCUUGACCAAGGGAUUGCGUACCCGAGAAGAAGAAGAAAGAGUCUCUAGCCAUCUUUUACUCAAGGCAAUUGCAAACGCAUGCAAAGUUCCAGCAACAUCUAUCUCUGAGUUGACUGAAUCUGAUGUAUCUGAUGAAUGCGAACAGCAAUUCAGUGAAGAUCAAGAGUUAGAACAACUAAUAAAUGGCCAAACAUGCUUUAAAAUUUAUCCAUUUUGUAGUGAAGCCUAUACAUCAGCAGAGAGGAAAAUAAUUCUACCUGGUUCUUUUAACCCUUUACAUGAUGGGCAUCUCAAGCUUAUGGAAGUUGCCACUCGCAUUUGUGGCGGCGGCUAUCCAUGCUUUGAAAUAUCUGCAGUUAAUGCAGAUAAACCUCCAUUAUCAGUGUCUGAAAUAAGGAAUCGUGUCAAGCAGUUUGAAAAAGUUGGAAAGUCAGUAAUUAUAUCCAAUCAACCUUUUUUUCAUAAGAAGGCUGAGCUUUUUCCAGGAAGUGCGUUUGUAAUUGGUGCUGACACGGCAGUGAGGCUUAUUAAUCCUAAAUACUAUGAUGGGGAUUACAACAAGAUGUUGAAGGUACUCAAUGGUUGCAAGGAAACAGGAUGCACCUUUCUUGUGGGUGGUCGGAAUGUAGAUGGUGCUUUCAAGGUGCUUCUGCAUAAUAAUUUAGUACUACCUCCGUUUCAAAUGCAAGGCAUUUUUGGAAAGGUACUUGAGGAUUUGGAUGUUCCUGAGGAACUAAAAGACAUGUUCAUCUCUAUUCCUGCUGAACAGUUCCGAAUGGAUAUAUCUUCCACUGAGAUAAGGAAAAGAAGUGGAAUGUGAAUACCUUAAUUGUUUAGAGUCUCUGUAUGCUCAUAUUGGUUACAAGAUUUCUAGCUCAAAAAUAAUCACGCAUCUGUACACAAGAUAAGUUACUUCACAUUCAUACUGCUCAUACAUAACUGGUAGGGUCAUCAUGCAGAGAGAGACUGCAUAAGAGCACAUAGCAGAUCAAUUAGGGUUAUGUAAGAAGGUUAGUGACUUUGCCAUGAUAUAGAAUGCACAUUUGUUUGUUAUCUUACUGAUGUAUAACAGAUUCAGGGCUGUGAAACAAGUCCCAAUAGCUGACAAGAUCCAGAGACCAGUGAUUGUCUGAAAUUGAAGCACUAGAUGUUAUUUAAGAAGUCAUUGGAGAGAAUGAAUAUACUUGUUCAAGAAAUUGAAAAGAGUUUCUAAAUACCAUAAAUAAGAGUUUCAGGUCUUUCCCAGUUGAAAUCUCACAAAGUGUCUUCAUGAACCAGUUGAAUCUCUUGAAUAGGUAUCUCCAGGUGGAUUCUGAUAUUCCAACUUCAUAAAUACAUGGAGGACUCCUGCAAUACAAACUACUUAAUGUGCAGUCUGGAGAUUAUAGAAGGAUAGGAUUUCAAUUUUUUUUUCUUUUUUAAGAAAGAAGUUGCUAUGACUUAUGAGGUGUUUUAAAUAAAAAAAAGUGCAUGUUUGGUACAAGAAAAUGAAGAAUAUAUUUAGAAAGAAAAUGAGAUGGAUGCAUUUAUCAUUUUCUAUCUAUCAAA
Prosopis cineraria is the source of this 2017-nucleotide messenger RNA. RefSeq lists its product as uncharacterized. Gene Ontology annotation, molecular function: ATP hydrolysis activity; nicotinamide-nucleotide adenylyltransferase activity. The record is from RefSeq and is a predicted model, not a curated record. NCBI's taxonomy places the organism in Eukaryota, Viridiplantae, Streptophyta, Magnoliopsida, Fabales, Fabaceae. The coding region runs from base 75 to 1289 and encodes 404 amino acids. Gene Ontology annotation, cellular component: nucleus; cytoplasm. The transcript is spliced from 13 exons.